GCACAGUCGGAAUCGGAAUCCCAUUUGUGCUUGGACUUAGCUGUAAGGAGGCAACAUCAUUUGCUGCACGUUGAGUCGUAUACAAGUCCCAGCAGGAGCAGGAGCGGGGGCAGGAGCGGGGACAGGGGCAGCAGGAACAUCAACAGCGACAGCCGUGUCCGGCUCCUUGGAGCUUCUUCGGGUGGCCAGGCUUGGCCACGUUUUUAUGUACUUUUAAGUGUGCAAUUAAAGGUCAAUUGCCGGUUGGGUCGUGGCACCGCGGAGAGCACGUCGGAGGAAGAGCUGCUGUAUCCCAUAAAAAGGACGUCUGUGCGGACUGCGGAGGGCGCACAGAAGAUACAUCCCAAAAUUACGAGUAAACCGUUUCGAACAUGAAGAAUCUGAUUGAAUACAAGGCCGGUCUGAUGGUCCUCCGAGCCGGAAUGUUCGAGCCGGACAGCCGCAAGGGUCUGCUCUACGUGUGCCUCAUGGAGACUGAGAUCCACAUCUGCUGGAAGGAUCGCCGGACGGACCGAGUCGAGCUGGACAUUCUGGCCGUGCCGGGUGUGCCGCGCUUCCAGCGCGUCAGCCAGGUCAACACGGGGCGUGUGUAUGUCCUGAGGUUCGAGGGCGCCAGGGAGCGCCACUUCUUUUGGAUGCAGGAAGCGUUUCCUGAACGCGACGACGACUUCUGUCGGCGCUUCAACGAGCUGAUUGUGGCUUCCAAAGAGCCGGAGCCUCCGAAGAUCGAACUCCUUGAUCCUGACUAUCCUCGCGGCGGUGGCGGCAGUGAUGUCCCUGCUCCUCCGCCACCUGGCAAGCUCGGCGCUCUGGCGAGGGGUGUCGUGGGAUUUCUGGGCAAAGUGGGCAACAGCAUGUUCGAGCUGGUAAAAAACGCUUUGGUCCCCGAGGGGCAGGCGCCCGAGUCCUUCUUGGAUCCCGAUUUGCGACAGCCUGAAAGUCUGGCCACCACGAUGCGCCGCCAAAUGAGCAGCUCCCUUGAGCUGAUGGACUUUUCGCCGGAGAGCCUGCACCGCCUGAUGGCCCGCCUGCCAAUGGACUCCGACCGCGAAGUGAUCGAGAGCCAGGCCGCGGCCACGGGUGUCCCCGAGGCAGUGGCUGACACCCUGAAGAUGGGCCUGGUGGCCGACCAUGUGCGCUCGGUGCAGUUCUACGAGGCCCUCUUGGAGUUUGAGUCCGCAUUUCAGCGGUGCCAGCUCGUCGGGAGCCUCGAGGCGCUGUCCCUGGGGCCCGCGGCCCUGAGAGCGGCUCUCGACGGCGACUUCGAGGGAUUCCUGUCGAUCCUCAAUGAGCCCGGCGCGUUCAUAGAAGAGCAGGAGGAUGCCAAUUGA
Messenger RNA from Drosophila persimilis, 1331 nucleotides. It is a transcript of the gene Rpn13R, whose product is annotated as proteasomal ubiquitin receptor ADRM1 homolog. Gene Ontology annotation, cellular component: nucleus; cytoplasm; proteasome regulatory particle, lid subcomplex. Gene Ontology annotation, molecular function: proteasome binding; endopeptidase activator activity; ubiquitin binding. Gene Ontology annotation, biological process: ubiquitin-dependent protein catabolic process. The transcript is spliced from 2 exons. Lineage: Eukaryota; Metazoa; Arthropoda; Insecta; Diptera; Drosophilidae. The coding region runs from base 372 to 1331 and encodes 319 amino acids. The record is from RefSeq and is a predicted model, not a curated record.